AUGAACGAUGCCAAUACUGCGUUGCGGAGCGCGCGCAGAGGCCGGAGGGGAAAGCAAAACAACGACGAUAAAAAGGCUAUCAACUGUAAUAUUGAAAAUCAAAACCAGGAGAACAAGAAAAUAAAUCGGGGAGUCGCGGGAAUCGCCACUCGGACAAGGAGGAGAGUAGCGGAAGCAGCCCUUGUGGGGCCCACUGAUGAGAAGAUAGCUGCUGCUCCUAAUUCAGCAGCGGCAGUAGCGGAGGCUCAGGCGCCUGUUGUCGAGGAACUGAGUGAGGGAAAGCAGGGAUUUGAGGAGAGGGUAGCGGUGGAGGAAGGAGAGAGGGAGAUGGAUGAUUAUGACAAUGGCGGCGACAAAAGCCCACCAAAGGCAAAUGGUGGUGGUGAGGAUGAACUUCCGGCGCCUCUACCCGACAAAGUGCAAGUUGGUGGUUCACCGAUGUACAAAAUUGAUAGGAAAAUCGGGAAGGGAGGUUUCGGACAAGUGUACAUUGGUCGCCGUAUCACUGGUGGUAGCACUAGUGAGAGGACUGGUCCUGGAGCGUUCGAGGUGGCUCUAAAAUUGGAACACCGUAAUAGCAAAAGUUGUAAUUAUGGUCCCCCUUAUGAGUGGCAAGUUUACAACACGCUGGGAGGAAGUCAUGGUGUACCACGGGUGCACUACAAAGGCCGGCAAGGCGAUUACUAUGUGAUGGUCAUGGAUAUGCUUGGACCGAACUUAUGGGAUGUUUGGAAUAAUAAUGCCCAUUCGAUGUCUAUUGAAAUGGUGGCUUGUAUUGCAAUUGAAGCAAUUUCUAUAUUAGAGAAUAUGCACUCAAAAGGGUAUGUUCAUGGGGAUGUGAAGCCUGAGAAUUUCUUGCUCGGCUCACCAGGGUCCCCUGACGAGAAGAAGCUGUUUCUGACUGAUCUCGGUUUAGCCACAAGAUGGAGGGAUAGCACUACUGGGCUACACGUUGAAUAUGAUCAAAGACCAGAUGUUUUCAGAGGAACUGUUCGCUAUGCCAGUGUGCAUGCUCAUUUAGGCAGAACUGGUAGCAGAAGAGAUGAUUUGGAAUCCCUUGCUUAUACACUUAUUUUCCUUUUGCGUGGACGCCUGGUUUGGCAAGGGUACCAGGGUGAGAACAAAGGAUUUCUUGUUUGCAAGAGGAAAAUGGCAACAUCACCCGAGGGACUUUGCUGCUUUUGCCCACAACCUUUUAAGGCUUUUGUUGAACACGUGGUGAAUCUGAAGUUUGACGAGGAGCCUAAUUAUUCUAAGUAUAUCUCAUUCUUUGAUGGGAUAGUCGGACCAAAUCCAGAUAUCAGGCCCAUCAACACUGAGGGUGCACAGAAGCUUAUCUGUCAGGUUGGUCACAAGAGAGGACGUGUGAAUCUUGAUGAGGAUGAUGAUGAACAACCUAAGAAGAAGGUUCGUAUGGGAAUGCCUGCCACUCAGUGGAUUAGCAUUUAUAAUGCUCGAAGACCAAUAAAGCAAAGAUAUCACUAUAAUGUGACGGAUGCGAGACUUUCCCAGCACAUUGAGAAGGGAAAUGAAGAUGGUAUGUUCAUAAGUUGUGUGGCAUCUUGCCAAAAUCUUUGGGCGCUAAUAAUGGAUGCCGGAACUGGCUUCACAGGACAAGUUUAUGAGCUGUCACCUUCAUUUCUUCACAGGGAAUGGAUAAUGGAACAGUGGGAAAAGAAUUAUUACAUCAGUGCUGUUGGAGGAGCUGCAAAUGGUAGUUCAUUAGUUGUAAUGUCGAAAGGCACACAGUAUGCCCAGCAGUCUUACAAAGUGAGCGACUCGUUUCCAUUCAAGUGGAUAAACAAAAAAUGGAGAGAAGGUUUGUAUGUGACCUCCAUGGCAACAUCAAGGUCAAGAUGGGUUGUCGUCAUGUCUCGUACAGCUGGCUUUUCUGACCAGGUAGUGGAACUGGAUUUCCUUUACCCAAGCGAGGGCAUCCAUAGAUGGUGGGACAAUGGGUAUCGGAUAACAGCUACUGCAGCAACUAAUGACCAGGCUGCUUUUGUUUUAAGUGUGCCCAGCAAAAAAACAGUGGAUGAAACACAGGAGACACUACGUACUUCUACCUUUCCCAGCACACAUGUCGAGGAGAAGUGGGCAAAGAAUCUAUACCUCGAGUCUCUUUGCUUUGGUCGUACAAUUUCUUAG
Messenger RNA from Striga hermonthica, 2148 nucleotides. Lineage: Eukaryota; Viridiplantae; Streptophyta; Magnoliopsida; Lamiales; Orobanchaceae. The record is from the annotation of a GenBank genome assembly.